GGACAAAGCUUACAAUUCUUGCAUGCAGAAUUAAUAUUCACUUCACAGAAAAAUGGAGAACAAUACCGCUACCAAAACACUGUCUCCUUCACAGAUGGAGACUCUGAGUGCUUUAUGCAAUACCUUUCUGCCCGCCAUUAAUGAAGCUCUUCCAGAAACCACAGAUGCAUCUGUCACUAAUUUCUUCCAAACUUCAGCCGCCUCCACCGGAACUCCCCACCAGGUGGCGUGGGUUAUAAACCAGAGAAUGAAACAUCCUAAGCUGAAUUCAUUGCUGCUGCUGCUAUGGUUUCUGUCAACGAGGAUUGGAACAUUGUUACUGUGUGGAAAGGGAAGCUUGUCAACCCAGUUUCCCUUUUUGCUACGCUUCCCUGAGAUUUCUCAGAAGAAGAGAGAACGUAUAGUUCAUUCAUGGGCCACCAGCAGUCUGCAAUUCAUCAGAAAUUUUUUCACGGCCAUGAAAGCUUUGGUUCUCCUCGUAUUCUUCACUUCGGUUGAUGAUAAGGGGGAUAACCCAAGUUGGAAAGCAAUAGGGUAUUGUGGUCCCGACCCUUCCAUUUCUGAAAAACAAAAGAAACAGAAGCAUCACGAUCAUGAAGAUGAUAUCGAAGAAUUGCUGUUUGGACCUCUGUACAAAGGAAUCAUUGAUCUGAAUCUACCAGAAGAACAUGUCUUCAACAGGCUGACGAAACUAGGUUGUUCCGUCGCAAAACCGAAGCCCCCGGGGCCGUCUUUCGUCAUCGAGUGCGAUGCGGUGGUGGUCGGCUCCGGAUGCGGCGGCGGGGUUAUUUCCGGCGUUCUUGCCACCGCCGGCUAUAAAGUUCUCGUCUUGGAGAAAGGGAACUAUUAUGCGAGAACCAAUCUGUCGCUCCUUGAAGGGCCUUCUAUGGAUAAAAUGUUCUUAGGCGGGGGACUGUUAAUGACGAAGGAUUUGGAUAUGGUGCUCCUCGCCGGCUCCACCGUGGGCGGCGGCUCAGCCGUGAACUGGUCCGCUUCUAUCAAAACUCCGCCGUAUGUUCUCCGGGAAUGGUGCGAAGUCCACGGGCUUGAGUUAUUCGGAAGCGACGUUUACCAGAAGGCCAUGGACACUGUUUGUGGGAAAAUGGGAGUACAACGUGAAUGCGAGGACGAGAGUUUUCAAAACAUGGUUUUGAGAAAAGGUUGUCGGGAAUUAGGUUAUCCGGUCGUGAACAUCCCGCAAAACGCGCCGUCCGAUCACUACUGCGGGUGGUGCACCUUCGGCUGCAAAGACGGCCGGAAAAAAGGCACGGCGGAGACCUGGCUCGUCGACCUUGUCAAAUCCGGCAACGGCGCAAUCCUCCCGGAAUGCGAAGCUCUGCAAGUAAUCCACGAGAGAAACAAAGCUAAGGGAGUUAUGUUCACUUUCCAACGCGACGGAGUGAAGCAAACGGCUGUGAUCAAAUCGAAGGUGACAGUUAUCGCCGGCGGCGCCCUCACCACUCCGUCGUUGCUGAUAAACAGCGGCCUGAAAAACAAGAACAUCGGCCGCAACUUACACCUCCACCCUGUAGUGUUCGCGUGGGGGCAUUUUCCGGACACGCCGGGAGAGAACAAGAAGAGCUACGAAGGGGCGAUAAUGUCGGCGAUGUCUACCGUCGUCUUAAACGUUAACGGAACAGGGUACGGCGCGGUGAUACAGACGCCGGCGUUACACCCGGGUUUGUUCUCCGCCCUAAUGCCAUGGAAUUCCGGGCAAGAAUUCAAGAUGAGGAUGAGUAGAUACGCAAGAACCGCCCACAUCUUCGCGCUGGCGAGGGAUAAGGGCUCAGGGGAGGCGUUCUCGCCGACCUCAGUAACCUACGACCUUGACAAAACCGACGAGGAGAAUCUCCAGAGAGGGCUCGAGAAGCUGUUGAGGAUACUGGCGGCCGCCGGGGCCGAGGAGAUUGGAUGCAAUCACGGCACAGGACUAACCCUCAAGGUGAAGGAUGCGAGCAGGGAAGAGUUUGAGAGGUUUGUGAAGGAAGAGAGUUCACAGAGUCUAAGAAAACACCCGAAUCUGAAAGCUUCGGCGCACCAGAUGGGGAGCUGCAGAAUGGGAGUUGAUCCUAAGGCUUCAGUGGUGAACCCAAAGGGAGAGACAUGGGAGGUGGAAGGGCUGUUUGUUGGAGAUGGGAGUGUUCUUCCUACGGCUUUAGGGGUGAACCCAAUGGUCACCAUUAUGUCUGUUUCUUAUUGCAUUUCCCAGUCUGUACUUGAGUUUCUUAAGACUCAUGAUUAAACUAGCUAGCUUAAUCAUGCAAUGGCUCAUUGUCUUCUGAAUUUCGAUCUGUGUGGAUUGCUAGCUGCAAUAAAAUAUUUGUAAUUUGUAUUAUGAAU
Messenger RNA from Ipomoea nil (Japanese morning glory), 2340 nucleotides. RefSeq names its product long-chain-alcohol oxidase FAO4A. Gene Ontology annotation, molecular function: long-chain-alcohol oxidase activity; flavin adenine dinucleotide binding. The record is from RefSeq and is a predicted model, not a curated record. NCBI's taxonomy places the organism in Eukaryota, Viridiplantae, Streptophyta, Magnoliopsida, Solanales, Convolvulaceae. The transcript is spliced from 4 exons. The coding region runs from base 53 to 2242 and encodes 729 amino acids.